AGUUUAUCUAUAAAUCUUCUUCUGUUCUAACCCAUAAGGAAAACAAGAUAGUUUCACAGGUUGCAUCAUCAUGGGUUUGAAAUUUAAAGCCACUUUCUUCAUUUUCAUGAUUUUAUCCCUAAUGGCACUGCCACCGUUAAAUGCUUGCGAUUCCUGCAAGAACCCACCUCACCACCACCGCAACCCACCCUGUUACCGCUGCUCACACCCACCGGUAAACUGCCACCCACCACCCCAUGGAACUGGUGUGCCAAAAGUAUCUCCACCUUACCAUAAUUCACCAACGCCACCAGUAAUCGUCCCACCAAUCAUUCUUCCUCCUCCAGUUAGAAAUCCUCCGGUUACUAUCCCACCACCUUCAGGUGGUGGUUGGGGUGGCGGUGGCAGUGGAGGCGGUGGUGGAGGUGGUGGCGGAGGUGGUGGUGGAGGUGUUCCAGGUAUCAACCCACCUCCAUCAACUUACCCUACUUGUCCAAUUGAUGCAUUAAAAUUAGGGUUGUGCGUGGAUGUGCUUGGAGGGUUGGUACAUAUUGGAUUGGGCAACCCAGUGGAGAACGUGUGCUGUCCAGUGCUUCAAGGAUUGCUAGAGCUAGAAGCAGCUAUCUGUCUCUGCACUAUUAUAAGGCUCAAGGUUCUCAACCUCAACAUCUUCCUCCCGCUUGCUCUUCAAGUUCUCAUAACAUGUGGGAAGAAUCCUCCACCUGGGUUUGUAUGUCCUCCAUUAGCAUAACUUUGUUACCCAUAAUUUGUAGUCCAGUAAUCAUGUUUUCAUUAGACGUUUGUUUGUUCGCAUUUAGUGUUUUAGGGUUUUGGUCAUUGCUGUAACUUUGUUAGGAUUGUGUUUCUCUUGAAAAAAAAAAAAUAUAAAAUAUAUUGUUAGGGUUUUGCUCAUUGGUGUAACUUUGUUAGGGUUUUGUUUCACUUGAAAAAAUAUUGUUAGGGUUUCGGCAUCAA
This is a messenger RNA of Macadamia integrifolia, 954 nucleotides long. RefSeq names its product 36.4 kDa proline-rich protein-like. Bases 71 to 730 code for a protein of 219 amino acids. NCBI's taxonomy places the organism in Eukaryota, Viridiplantae, Streptophyta, Magnoliopsida, Proteales, Proteaceae. The record is from RefSeq and is a predicted model, not a curated record. The transcript has a single exon.